GACGCGCGGGUGGACCGGACCUCCCUCCUUUCCCUUCCUGGGAAAAGAAAGAAAGGAGGGAGUCUCUAGCGGGAGACGCUGCGCAUCUGUUUGCGGAUGGGACAGCUGUCGUGAGCCGAGCCAGCCGAGGCGCGCGUCGUCUUCGUCUCCUCCCAUGCGGCGUGGGGCAUGACCCCCUUCCCCAGGCGCGUUUUUGGGAGAUGGGGUUCAAGGCUGCCCAAAUCAUCUGUUACUUCUUUUGGCCGCUUGCUAGCAUCCCUCUUGCCCAAGGUGUCGAAUGUAAACCUGGUUGUCAUCCUGUAAAUGGAUAUUGUGAAGUUUCAAGUGAAUGCAGGUGUCAGCCUGGUUGGCAAGGCCCUCUCUGUGACCAGUGCAUCCCUUUCCCUGGCUGCCUGCACGGGACCUGUGCCAAGCCGUGGCAAUGCAUGUGCGAAGAAGGGUGGAUCGGCAGCCUCUGCGACACAGAUGUUCAUCCCUGCUCUUCAAAGCCUUGUACAAAUAAUUCAACCACUUGUAUUGAAACUGGCGACGGAGGAUACAUUUGUUUGUGUGCUCAAGGAUAUACUGGGGAAAACUGCCACGUGAAAAAGGGCCCUUGUAUAGUGAACGGUUCUCCCUGCCAGAAUGGAGGGACCUGCGUGGACAACGGCGGGUUCGCUCCUCACGCCUCCUGCCUGUGCCUUCCUGGCUUCACUGGAAUCUUUUGCGAAAUAGAUACAGACGACUGCGAGUCGAACCCCUGUGAAAAUGGAGGGACGUGCACCGAUAUCGGGAGGGGCUUCCGCUGCGUCUGCCCCUCUGGUUACGGAGGUGUGUUGUGUAGCAGUCCCAUCACCAUCUGCACUAGUGGCCCGUGCAAAAACGGCGGGACGUGUCACCAACGCCCUGGUGGGAGCUUUGAAUGCAUUUGCAUACCGCCCUUCGCCGGGGUCACCUGCGCUUCUUCCAGCAGAAACGCGAGCGUCGGUGCAGAGGCUAAACACAGGCUGAACCACCACCCGCACCCGAAAGCUCACCACAAAGCUAUUCGCCCCCAAGAACCAGACGUCUUGACUAUAAAAGAGACGGUCGAAAACAGGCAGCGGCUUCUCAGUAAGAGUCAGGUGAUCUGCUUCCUGGCCCUCGGCUUGCUGACGUGUCUCGUUGUGCUGGGUACAACUGGGGUUAUCUUCUUCUCCAGAUUUGAAAUGUGGCUCGCAAAUGCCAGAUACAGUCAUCUGGUACGCAAGGAGAGGGAUUGCUUCCUCAAGGCCAACGAAGGCGAGAACCUUUCAGUGAACAUCAUCUUCCCAGAGAAGAUCAAACUGACUAAUGAAUGAGGACGAAUGAUACAGUCGUCUGGGCUGGGCCCAAAGCCUUAUACGUAUUUCGCAACGUGUGCUCUUGUCGUUUCAAGUGGUUGGCUUUCCUUUUUCUUUCCUUUUUUUCCUGGCUUUGGGACCGAUUGACAGACAAAGAAAUGGACUGUGUUUUUGUCACCUAAAGAAAUUUCCCAUUCCCAUUAUUAGUAUGAUUUCCCACCUACAUACGCACACAGAAUCGUAUGUGGUGAACCCAUGAAUCUUUAUUUCCUUGAAAAAAUAAACAAAAGGCAGGUGAUACUUUGUGGAAAAUAAGAGAACUGAUGUUAUUGUACUGUGUAUAGCAUGUCUGGCCGUCGUGCUACUUCUAAGUCGUUUUCCAGUGCUUAUUUUCUAAUAAAGGAUAUUUAAGGGCUAUAUUGA
Zootoca vivipara (common lizard) is the source of this 1724-nucleotide messenger RNA. It is a transcript of the gene DLK1, whose product is annotated as delta like non-canonical Notch ligand 1. Gene Ontology annotation, biological process: heterophilic cell-cell adhesion; establishment or maintenance of epithelial cell apical/basal polarity. Gene Ontology annotation, molecular function: calcium ion binding. The record is from RefSeq and is a predicted model, not a curated record. NCBI's taxonomy places the organism in Eukaryota, Metazoa, Chordata, Lepidosauria, Squamata, Lacertidae. Gene Ontology annotation, cellular component: plasma membrane; protein-containing complex.